CUAUUUCACCCUCUUCGUUUCUUCUCUUCUGCUCUUUCUCUCUUUUUAACUCUUUCAAGAGAUUCACCUCUCCGAAUCUGCAACUUGUGCUGGGUUAAUUUUCUGAUCUGGGUUAUAUCUUUAUUCAGUUUACACACAGACAGAUCACUCACUACCAUCAUUUAUUAUUUAUUACUGUGAAUGAAUCUUUCCUUUUAUUUUACACAAUUGUUAAAAACAGACUAUUAAUAAAAACCAGUCAAGUUUUGAGGUUGUUGGAGUGUUCUGAAAGAUUCAUUUGUAUGGGUUUUAUGUAUCAAAUGCAAUCCAUGUUUUUGUUGUUCUUGUCUCCAUUUCAGAAUUCUUCAGUAAACAUUUGAACUAUACGUUUUGGAAGCAUUUCGGAUCAUGGGUAGAGCUAGAGGAAAGGGUAAAAAGUUAACUGUUGUGCUGAAUAAUGAAGAUCCUGAGAGUGGUGCUGAAGAAUCAAUUCCUGCAUACAAGAAAAGGGGAAGACCACAAAAACCACUGAAAGAUGAAAUUGAUGGAGAUGAGGUUGAGAACAUAGACGAGGAAGAUGGGGAGAAAGCAAAAUCUGCUAUCUUAAACAAAGAAGCAAAAGUUUUAGUUGCUGUGGAGAAUGGAAAGAAGAGGAAGCGGAACUUGAAAGAGAAUUUGGAUGCUGUGAAAGAGGAGAAUAGUAUUGUUGGAACCAGAACAGGCACCGACAACUCUACUAAGCUAAAUGGAUUUCCACAAUACAGAAAUCGACGAAAAAACAAGCCUCGGAGAGCUGCUGAAGCUGGCGUUGAGUGCAAGCAAGCUAUACCGUAAUUUAGUGAUAACUUGCCCUAGGAAGUUAUUUGUGAUUUCGAAUCUUAUUUACAACUCUCAAGACUCGAGUCUCGUUCUGCAAAGGAGAUCAAGUCAAAGAGAAAGGAAGGCAAAGGAGAUCAAGUUGCACAUGGAACUAUGGAAGACAAGGAAGUAGGAAAUCAAGUCAAAGAAAAAGUGCAAGAUGUAAUGAUUAGAAACAGAUUACUAAAUUCUGUAACAGACUUGAUCAGUUUUUUCAACUUAAUUAUAUGUAAUAAUCUAAGGCAGUAUAAUCUGCCAGAAACAACUGAAGGGGAUCUUCUCCAUCCUCAUCCCAGCUUACUGGAAGAGGGAUGGCAGUGGAUGAUGCCAGAAAACAAUUUGCUUAUGGUUUGUAAUGCUAGGUGGAAAAUUUUCAUUCCCACCUAGUCGGUAAUAUAUAGCUUCUGUCCAAAAAAAAAGAAAAAAAAAGACUUGAGUCCAGUUCUGCAAA
This is a messenger RNA of Papaver somniferum (opium poppy), 1288 nucleotides long. RefSeq lists its product as uncharacterized. The record is from RefSeq and is a predicted model, not a curated record. NCBI's taxonomy places the organism in Eukaryota, Viridiplantae, Streptophyta, Magnoliopsida, Ranunculales, Papaveraceae. The transcript has 3 exons. Bases 388 to 813 code for a protein of 141 amino acids.